AUGUCUGGCAUGAUUACUCUAGUUGCUAGAGAUGCCGCCUCAGAGGCAGCUAAAGCUGCAUACAAAGCAACGGUGGAAUUGUGGACGCUCUAUUCAUUUGGAGUUGCUGUGACCUUGCUUCGAACAUACGCCAGAGUGAGGGCCGUGGGUUUCAGGAAUCUGAAAGCCGACGACUACCUUAUCUGGGUCGCAAUUGCUUUCUAUACCACACAGACGGCAUUGGCAUAUAGUGUCGGCAAUGUCGCCCAUGGCCUUGCAAAUAACAGCAUGACAGAUGCCCAACGUGCGGCACUCUCUCCCGGGGACCCUGAGUAUCAGGCAAGAGUGAUUGGCUCUAAGAUUCAGGUCGCAGGGUGGACGACUUAUAUGCUAUUAAUCGGGUCGCUUAAACUGUCCAUGCUCGCAUUUUACCUCCGCCUUACGGAUGGCUUGGGUCGACGCUACCGCAUUCCCGUUUAUAUUGGAUUUGCCCUCGUUUUGGGGAGCAUGAUAGCCAGUGUCUUGACAAUCUUCACUGCAUGUCGGCCGUUGAAUCACUACUGGCAGAUUAACCCGGCCCCGGAGAAUGUCUGCCAGCCUGCUAUCUCAAUGCCCAUCAUUUGGGUGACAUUCGCCGCAAAUCUCGCUACCGACCCAUACCUUAUCUUCAUUCCCAUUCCGAUGCUUUGGAAAUCGAGUCUAAAGUUGUUGAAAAAGAUAGCAGUGACAAUCGUCCUGAGUGCUGGUGUCUUUGUGCUGGUUUGCGCAACCAUCAAGAGCGUUUUUCUCAUUGUGUCACCUGUAAGUGGAGCACAAAUCGCUGAGGAGUGGGGAACUCGAGAAACCUUCGUCGCCGUGAUCACCACCAACCUUCCUAUGAUAUUCCAUCUCUUCAAGACCUGGCUAGGCGUGUUUUUUGGAAGUGCCUUCCAAUCGUCGCAACGAACAUACAAAACUCCCUCUGGUGGGUUCCGCAGCAUUGGUGGUGGCGAUUAUCAGAGUCGAGACCGCCGUGGGCCACCCAGCUCGAAUCCUGUUACUGCCAACAUGACCUUCAACGAAAGUGAGGAGCGGAUUGUCGACGAUAUCUACUUGGAGGGUUUGAAAGCCUACGCUGGACCAGGCGAUGAAAAUACUACCCCGAAUGCUGGAAUCGUGGUCUCCAAACAAAUUGAAGUCACACACGAGGCAAGGCGUAGCGCUAAUAGCGUACCUAUACCGGAGCAAAGCACUCAUGAACCUUGGUAA
Molecule: messenger RNA, 1227 nt
Organism: Penicillium cataractarum
Lineage: Eukaryota; Fungi; Ascomycota; Eurotiomycetes; Eurotiales; Aspergillaceae
Exons: 6
Coding region: 1-1227 (408 amino acids)
Source: RefSeq, a predicted model, not a curated record